Trichoplax adhaerens is the source of this 1596-nucleotide messenger RNA. RefSeq lists its product as uncharacterized. Lineage: Eukaryota; Metazoa; Placozoa; Uniplacotomia; Trichoplacea; Trichoplacidae. The transcript has 11 exons. The record is from RefSeq and is a predicted model, not a curated record. Bases 1 to 1596 code for a protein of 531 amino acids. Gene Ontology annotation, cellular component: membrane.
AUGAAAAUAUUUAUUCUUUUAGGAGGUAAUGUGGAAGGUCAAGGGCCUAUCUGGCUGCAAGGACAUGAUAUAAAAUGUCCUCCUACUGCAAUUGACUUAGCACAAUGCACCUUAGGUCCAUGGGAUGUUAAUAACACCUGUACACAUGCAUACGAUUUAUACGUAAGCUGUAAUCCAAGCCCAAUUGUAACAUAUCAAACUACAGCCAGCACAACUUUAAUAGAGACCGUGGCACCACCACUACCAAGAAACAAGUACAAGCUAGCUAUCAAAGAUGGAUUUGACAUUACUAGCGGAUUCGUCAAUGUAUUAUAUAAUAAACGUAAUGGAGUUAUUUGUAGCAAAAAUUGGAACAUGAAUGAUGCUGAUGUUGUUUGUCGUCAGCUUGGCUUUCUUAACGCACUAUCUGCUAACGCUAGUAUAACGCAAUAUGCAAUACGCCACGAAUGGAUUACCGAAUUAAAUUGUAAAGGUUACGAAUCAACCAUCGAUGCCUGCCCUAUUCAAGAUAGCUCCGUUAUCAGAAACUGCUCAACUACUGACAUAGCAACUAUUUCCUGUAAUCAGGAGAAACAGCAAUUCACAAGCAGAAAUAGACCAACUUACUGCAUAUAUGAUGAUGGCUUUUGUGGAUGGAAAAUUAGCGGUAAUAUGAGUUGGAUCUGGCAUUCAGCCACCGGAAAUCACUAUCAUCCUAUAGCUGGUGCUAUUUCAUAUGCAUAUGUCAUCCGUCCAUAUCAUCAAACAUCAAUGGGGAAAGCUGUUAUGACUAGUCCAGUACUAACAGCAAGAUCUGGUCAAGUCGUUGAGAUCUCAUUCCGCUAUUACAUUGUCAAUUUGGCUGUUAGCAAUCUUGAAAUUCGAUAUAAUGAAGAUGGAAAUACUGGUAUUACUAUCUUUGAUAAUCAAAUUAAUACUUCAAAUAAGUGGACACAAAUGAAAACUACAGGAUUUACACCUAAAGGCAAUCAUUUUCGGUUAAAAAUCAUUUAUAGUGCAAGCAGAACAUUUGGGCCAUCGUUUGUUAGUAUAUUAGCCAUCGAUGAUACAGUCAUCACAGGCGUCGAAAACGACGGCUAUCAAUCUAAUGAUAUUUCCAUCAUUGGAGCAGCUGUGGCAGGUGGAUUAGCAUGCAUAAUCUUUCUAAUGGUAGCCAUUUGCUACUACAAAAAGUCUAAAACAAAAAUAAUCAGGGACGUUUCAGUCCCAAAUGAAUAUGUCGCAUCUACUAGCCGACAAAUAAGAAAUUUUCAACGAGCAAAUUCUGAAUUACUUAUCAAUAAUCAACUACCUCGUACGCCUGUAAAUUCGAACAUAUCCGAUAGCAAUACUGCUAUUUCCCCGGUGGUAGUACGGACACCUUCAGUAACGCUAUCAGUUACAUCUCCGAUGUCAGAUCAUCAAUCGAGAAGUGAAGAUCGCUUUUCAGAUGUUACAGUUACAUCUUCCAUUGAAGAUGGACAACAAAGUCGAAUUGGCAUUGCUCUAAGCCCUAAACGCAGAGAUAUAAUCUGUAAGUUAAAUAUCGGACAUCCUCCGUGGUAUAAAGCGUUAGGAACCUUCAUUUUACACAAUGCAACAAUUUUCCGGAAUUAA